Pantherophis guttatus is the source of this 4525-nucleotide messenger RNA. RefSeq lists its product as uncharacterized. Lineage: Eukaryota; Metazoa; Chordata; Lepidosauria; Squamata; Colubridae. The record is from RefSeq and is a predicted model, not a curated record. Gene Ontology annotation, molecular function: protein binding.
GGAUCUCUCUCUCUCGCUCUCCCGCCUCACUGGGAAUCCGAGGUUUCUCCCAGCACCAACUCCACCACCCUUUUUUCUCCUCACCAUUGGCCAUUUUAUCCCGUUGCUUUGAGGGUCGUAAACAGAGCUUUCUCGUUUCCCAUCUUUCUCUUAUUUCUUGGAAAUCUCGCUGUUUUAAGCUGAACCAAGCACUUCUGUUUUAUUCAUUCUGCUUGUAUAGAGCUGACAUCAACUUGAUAGCACAUAAUCGAUGCAAUACAGUUUCAGUGGUCUGCAAUAAUAAUAAGGUUUUAUGAUUAUUAUUUCAUGGCUACAGUCUCGUAUCUCUGUGAAUUUGGAACCUAGGAAGAUAAAUGCUUUACUAGUUAAUGACUGCAUUCUUGCGUACCAGAAAUCUGCUUUAGCCAAGACUCAUUCUGUUUUGGCUGAUCAUCAGGCUUGAGCAUGGAUGCUAAUCAAACAAUUGCCAGUGCUAUUAAAAAGCCGAAAAAAAGAGGUGUCAAAAAUAAAAAGAAAAGAUUAACUUUUCAAGAUGAAGCCCAGCCUGAAGAGGAUUUACUUUCAAAAGAGUCAAAACAUUUAGUCACAGCAAAGACUACUAGUUAUCUUACCUUUGGCUUUGUUUUUAUUAAAAGCUUACCUUAUCAUAGUCUAGAUAUAGUAGGAGCAACCUAUAACAACAGGAGUAAAAAACUCGUGCUGAUAGACGGAAGAGGAUUUUUCAGUCUGGAUUUGCUACCUUCCACCUGUACUGCUAAAAGAGAGAUGUAUUUUCCAAAGUAUCAAUUUAAUUUGGCAAGAAUCAUCACUUACUCUGAAAAAUACAAUGUUUACUUUGUUCUCCAAAAAGACUUUGCAAUAAAGGUUUACAACAAGAACUAUGCUGAAAUUUGCUCUAUAGAUAAUCCAGGUUUAGGACGAAUGACAUUUAUAUCAUUUAACCCAGUGAAAGAGGAACUUAUCAGUGGAGGAAUCACAGGAGUAAAGACUUGGAAGUUUAAAGAAAAGAAGCUCCCACUUGACUUUAAUCCUAUUCCAAUGUAUAACUACAGUCUUUUCCUUAGUACAGCAUAUCCACACAUGGGGAAGAAAUGGUGUACAAACAUGGAUUUUGAUAUCACUAUGCAAAGAUAUUACUGCUUUUCUGAGGGCCACUUCUUCUGCUAUGAUAUCAAUGGGAAAAUGCUACUUGAGAUACUCAAUGCACACGAACGUUCUAUUCUCUCUUGUGUCUACUCAUCUAACCUUAACAUUUUGCUUACUUCUUCAAAAGGCAAUGAAAUAAAAUCUUGGAAUGACCAAGGCUGCUUGCUCCAUGUAUUUCAAGGUCAUUCCAAAACGGUUACAAAGCUUCUACUGCAUCCAAACACUACUUCUUUAUUUAUCUCUGGAUCUCUAGAUGGAUCAGUCAAACUCUGGUCAUUUGAUACUAUGGAUGCUUUUUACAGUUUAUCCCUCUUCCAAGAAGGAAUACUUUCGAUUGGCACUAUGGAAGAUAAAUUUCUUUACUGCUGCUCUGCUCGCAAUGUUCAUAUUUAUGAUCUGAAUUCAUUCACCAGCUUUUGGAGUCAUGUCAACAGCCCAGUAAAUCACUUCCACAUCUGUAGCGCUGUUGGGAAAUCCAACAGGGUGGUGGCAAUGGGUAUUGAUAACAGUUUAAGAAUAUUCUCUGUUCAAACUGGGAAGAAAUUAUGCACUGUUUUGCCACCUCCUUAUCCCCCUAUGCUGCAGCCAGUUCUCAGCUUUACCUACAACAGGACUUGUGGAACUGUUUAUUUUCUAUUGACACCUUGUGAAAUAUGGAUUUAUACAGCAAGGACUGAUCCUGCCUGUAGAGCAGCAGUAUGGACCACAAGGGAACUACAAGAACAUUUACAUCGAAAACACCCUUUAGCUUCAUGUACUGAGAAAAAUGGAUAUUUUCAACAUACACAAAAAAGGAACUUUAGGACUUCAGUGAAAUGUGAAUGCCUCUGCAGCUUGUCCUCACCACUAUGUUACUUGGUAGAUGAAGGAAUGGUGUAUGCAGAUAAUGAGGAAUUUCUGGUUCUCGGUAUGCAGGAUGGAAGAAUUCUAUUUCUCCAUACAUCUGUUCAAAACUUGGUAUAUUAUGAGAUGGCUACUUACGAAGAUCCUGUCAUCCAUUUGCAACAUGAUAUAAUCCAUCACCAACUGGUAAUCAUGUGCCAGAAACCAAAAUACAAAUUGAUUCACUACAGGAGUCUACCUGCUCUGGAACUGGUCUUUCAAGUUUAUUUGCCGAAUGAUGCCACCGUUUUCACAAGGCUUGACAGAUCACUUUUUAUUGGCCUGAAAUCUGGCAUCGUGGAUAUUUUAAGUAUUCUAGAGGAAAACGAUGAAGUGACAUUUCCUGAAAAAGAGAAAAUAGAAGAAAAAAAUCUUCCAGCAACCUACCAUGAGGGUCCUGUGAUAUCAGUGGAUUCCUGCAAGAGUCUUUCUGUCUUUCUGAGUUGUGGUUCAGAUGCUGCAAUAAAACUAUGGAAUAUUCACAAAGACCUAAUAGCUGACAUCACACUUGAUAAUACUUUAAGCACCGCCUGUUUCCUCAAUAGUUCUGGUGAUAUUUUACUGGCUUUCAAAAAUGAUAUUUAUAUCUUAUAUCACAGUAAAAUGUUACACAUUUUGAGAAGUAGUAUCCAAACUGCCAGAGUUUCAGAAGCAGAAUCCUAUAUUUUUGAAAGCCAGCUUUUAGAUUAUCAAUACAAAAUGGAUGUCCCUAAAUCGAUUGAGAUGGCUUCAUAUCUGGUGCCUUAUAAGGGCUAUGCCUUUACUGAAGAUUUUACAUCAGAGCUGGAGGUUUUGCCAGUGAAGAAAGGAAUGGGAUUCUGGCAGAUACCAGUAGCUCCCUCAAUGAUAUACUUGUCUCCUUGUACCUCAGAGGCAUCUUUAAAAAUGUUUGAUUUCCUUCUCCAAGCUAGAACUCAUGACUUAGAAGAACAAGAUAAAGCUAAAAUGUAUGAAAGAAUGAUUGUGACCAAAGAUAUGAAAUAUAUGCCUGAGCCAAAACCUGAAACACCAGCAAGGUUGGAAAUGCCCUUCUUCGGUGUUUCUCCAACUCCAUCUUUUAUUCAAGUGCCACUUGAGACAACUAAACAGGAAGAAGAGCAGACAGUUGAUAACGUGACUGCAUUAUCCAUAGAGGAGCCAUUAAAAGAAACUUCAGAUAAAACACAGGAGCAAACUUGUGAAGAAGCUUCUCCAAAAGCAGCAGAAGCAGAAAUCAUUCCAAAGCAGCCUUAUUGUUUGCAUAAAAAGACAAAAUCAGACCCAAAUAUUUGUAGAUAUACUUACAUCUAUGAAGGAAAGUUGGAAAAGGAUCCUGGAAAAGACAGACUGCCUAGGAGAGAAACGUAUCCUAAGGAGAAGAUGCUGUUUGAAGAAAAGAUCACAUACUCAAGCUUGACAGAAAUACAGAAAGGAGUGAAGAAACAAGAGCACAAGAAGCAUAAGUCAAGGAAGCUAGGCAAAAGAGGAAAAGUUCGUCUCAUGAAGAAGUCACUGAACCAUAGAAAACCUUUUUCUGCAACAAUGGGUUCUGGAAGAUCAAGAGACAUCACUUGUAACAUACGGCCUCGGUCAGCACACUCUGCAACUUACAUUGGACAAAAAAUAUUCCCUGCCCUUGGACCUCAGGCAUAUUCACCUACUGAAAAAAGGCCAUUUUCAAGAAAGAAAACAGAACAGUGCAAUGAAGGCUAUAAAUCCUCUAAUGAAAAAGAUAUAAGAGUGGUUUUCUUGAGGAAAGAAAAUGAACGAAUCCAGCAAGUGGAAGAACAAAGUUUGAUACAAGAAUUUGAAAGAAGAUCAUUUUCUCACAGAUACUGUUUCACACCUAACAACUCUCAGCAAUAUCAAACUUUAGAUUAUUCCAACAUUGUAUCUGAAUCAUUUUUUGCCCUGAUGAAGCCUUUCAAAAAACUUCAAAGACGCCCAUAUACUGUGAUGGAAGAAACUACCAUUAACCUUCCUAGGGACUUCCCUUACAGGCUGGCCUGGGGGACACCAACCACUCAAGAUCUGAACAUAAAACUCUAUCAUCCUAAACUGAAAUUGAGAAAAGAACACGGAACAAGCAGAGUGGUUCAAGAAAAAGCUUUGCAACCAACCAGAUCAAUUCCAGACAAAGGGAGAUACAUCUUAGUGAACGACCCAAAUUCAUCACCUUCCAUUCCGUCUAUGAGUUCACUGGAAAGCAGGUUGCUCAGUGCUCGUUUCCCUGGACAGAAAGAAAAGAUUCUUCGUUCUCUCUUCUGAGAUAUGCGGGAAGCCAAGUAGUCUCGUCCAUUUCUUUCACCAGCUUCGUUGUAGUGAAUGAGCCAUUUUCAACAUCUUUACUUCUUGCAUACCUUCACUAGAUAGUAAUGCAUAUGUAAAAGCACAUUCUUCCUCCAUUCCCCCACCCCACCCCAAACCAAUGUAAUAGUGCAUUCUCCCUUUAUAGUAUUUGAACAAAUUAACCUGGUUUAAUUAGCCAUGCAAUAACACCAGCAUCUGAGUCUCCACA